This is a messenger RNA of Ruditapes philippinarum (Manila clam), 859 nucleotides long. RefSeq lists its product as uncharacterized. Bases 136 to 810 code for a protein of 224 amino acids. NCBI's taxonomy places the organism in Eukaryota, Metazoa, Mollusca, Bivalvia, Venerida, Veneridae. The transcript is spliced from 5 exons. The record is from RefSeq and is a predicted model, not a curated record.
UAAAACGUCACCAAAAGUGAACGCAAUCAAGAAGUUGUAGGAAGUUUCUUCAAGUUUCUCUUUGUAGUAAGAAGUAAAUAUCGGCAAAUUUAUUCGCAUUACAAAAAAGUUUAUUUUUAUAAGAGAUAGACAGAGAUGAUUCCAAAAGUCAACUGCAUUACAGCAUGCUUGAGUCACUAUAAGUUAGGAAUUUUAUUAUUCCUUGUCUUGAAUAAUAUUGGACAGACAUAUGGAGGUCUUACUAUUAACUUUAUCAGCAGUAGUUGUGGCAUGGAGUAUGGUCUUGCAUUUCAUAAAACUGCACAAAUUGAGCAUAAAGGGUCAGAUAUUUUACAUGAUGACCAGUGUAAUAUGGGAUUUUUCAAAAAUCAGUUCACUGAUGAACAAAUAAUUUGUGUUUCUGGUCAGGAAAUAAAGCUUGAUUGUAGGACAAUUCUUGAAUACCAUGCUGGAUAUAUAAAGGAUAACAGAUCUGAUGCAGAGAAAUCAAUGACAUGUAGUAAUGCGACACUUGAUGAAUGGUGUGCAAAAUCAUACCAAAGCACUGUUUACAUUGUAAUAAGAAAAGCAGCUGAAGUGACAUCUGAUGUUAUAAGAUUAGAGGUUUAUGUGAAAGAUGCACCAAGUCAUGGGCGAAGAGAUGCUUUGAUAUAUGCAUUGCCAAUUGUGGGUGUGGUUGUGAUUGCAUUGAUUUUAGUGGCUUAUCAAGUGAGGAGACGCCAGAACAGACAAGGAUAUCUUGAAAGUAAAUAUGAUGCAGACACCGGAGCAAUUACUAUGCAGACAGGUGCUUUAAAUCUAUUCAUUUAAGUAUUUCGAGCUGAAUGUUGUAAGUGGUUCUACUCAAGUACCUGCUUGU